Schizosaccharomyces japonicus yFS275 is the source of this 2695-nucleotide messenger RNA. RefSeq lists its product as hypothetical. The coding region runs from base 81 to 521 and encodes 146 amino acids. NCBI's taxonomy places the organism in Eukaryota, Fungi, Ascomycota, Schizosaccharomycetes, Schizosaccharomycetales, Schizosaccharomycetaceae. The record is from RefSeq and is a predicted model, not a curated record. The transcript is spliced from 2 exons.
AUAUUUGUUCCAUCAGCAAUAACUAUUCAUUUUUCAGCUGAGAAACUUGUCAAAUUUUGCUUAAAAAGAAAGAAUCAACGAUGAGUAAAAUGGAUAUGGUCCAGAGAAUAAUUACUCUUGAGCAACGUAACAAGGGUUUUUAUAUUAUUACCAAGGAAAUUACGUCUCAUCUCCCUGAAAUCAAAGAAUUCUCCGUUGGCUUGCUCAAUUUGUUCAUGCAACAUACUUCCGCCGCUUUAACAGUGAACGAAAAUUGGGAUCCCGAUACUAGAACGGAUCUCUCCGAUUCCAUGGAUAGAAUUGUACCAGAGAGUGCCCCUUACCGCCAUACAGAUGAAGGUUCCGAUGAUAUGCCGGCUCAUGUAAAGUCUAGUUUGUUGGGUCCCAGUUUGACGAUUCCCAUUCGCAAUGGUUCUUUAUUGCUUGGUACGUGGCAGGACAUUGAGCUCGCUGAGUUCCGUAGAGCAUAUCACUCUCGCCAUAUUGUUUGCACCAUUCAAGGUCUUCGCGAAAGCAAGUAAGAAUCUACGGCUUACGUACUCAGAAAAUUGUAUGUUGAGCCUCAUGAAAUGUUUUAGGAAGUUAGGAAAUGAAAAAGCUGUUAGUUUGAACAUGCAAAUUAUUAUUGGAAUUGGAACUAAAAUCGUAAAAAUGAAACUACUGUUCAUAACUAAAAAUGGCACAGAGACAUGAAAAGACAAUAACGCCUUAGUUAAGAUCGGGACCGCGGAUUUCGUUGCCAGGGAACAUAACAUCAUCAAUGGCAUCUUGAACGACAAGUUCAUCUAAGCAGAAUCCAUCACGCAUGGCGAGAACGUACGGGUAAAGCAGCUUUGGUUCUCCACGCUUAACGGAAGUUUUCAUUAUGCUGUCUGAUUGUUCAAUCAUUUGGCAUGAGAGAAGAUCAACCAUGGUUUCUGAGCUUGGCAUCUUGAUAAUGUAUUCUUUGUCUUUGGAUCCAUAAUUGGUGACCAGAGUGAUUACAUCGCCUUUGUACAUAAGCAUAACGUGGUCACCAACCAUCAUUAUCUUGGACUUCGAGCGGAUGAAUUCUUCACCUCCGGGUGCGUUGAUAAGAGCUGUUCUAAUACUGUUCACUUUGGAUGUGAAUUGGUAAAGAACGCCAUCGGUGUUGUAACCCUUGUCCCACAUAGCCGGACGAUUGAAUGGAUCAUGGCUGCCAUCGAACAUUUGUUCUUGACCGUAAAAUACAAUUGGGAUGCCAUCGCCCAUGAGGUUAAACAGCAUCGCGUUUUUCAGAACAUUGACGUCCUUAUUUAGCGCAGCCAUUCUAGGUGCAUCUUGAGAUUCCAAGAAAAGUCCCAAUACGGUACUGUCCUUGCAAAGUUUUCCAACGCGAUCCAUAGCGUAUGCAGUUUUUCUCAAACCGCGGUCAUUGAUUGGAACGACUGCUUGAGCAGCAACACCUUGGACGGGGAAAUUGUGUAAUCCAUCCAUGUAGUCUUGCCAUUCACAGAACUGAGCCGGGUCACCAGUCCAAAGCUCACCUUGGCAAUAAACGCCAGCUGCUUCACAGAAGCCUGGCCAAAAUGUUCUUCUUACGUGCUUUGUCGCGUCAAUACGGAGACCAUCAAACUCGUAUUUUUUGACUAGAUCACUGAUAAAGUUAUGUAAGAUUUCAAUGACUUCUGGACUCUCGGUAUCAAUAUCUGGAAGUGUCAUAUGUUCUGUUCCGAUCCAACACUGUUCUAUUGAAAGUGGGUCAUCCUGGUCAAUAGGACACAUUGGGUGAAAGUAGCCUUCGUUGUUAAAUGGACGAUACGAAGCAAAAUCAAUGGAUUUUGGAUCUAGUGAGCCCAUAUGAUUAACAACAGUAUCCACCAUAAUGUACAUUCCACGUUUGUGAAGCUCACUAACGAGUUCACGCAAAUCGUCUUCCGUGCCAAAAUGGGGAUUCAACUCAAAAAAGUCUUGGGGCCAGUAGCCGUGAUACGCUUCUCCGUAUUUGGUAACACCUUCAAUGUUUUUAACGAUGGGUGAUAUCCAAAUGGCGGUAAAGCCCAAACCCUGAAUGUAAUCAAGAUGCUCGAUAAUUCCUCUCCAAUUUCCACCGCAAUAGGCACGAUCCUCUGGAUUGCAUGGAGCAGGAUUUGAUGCAGCGAAUCGAUCCGUAAUUAUCGAAUAGAUAGACUGGCGUCUCCAUUCAUCUUUGCCUAGUGCCAGUACCGGGGACACACAUUCAAGUACGGACACCAGCUGGAUGAUUGCUGAUAGAAUGUUUCUUGGUUUCAUCCUUGGUGAUUUGUUGUCCAAGGAAAUUAAGAGGGAACCUCAAGCUUUUAAAGUCAUUGAGGUUUGUUUAUUUGUUUACAUAAAAGCAAGUGUAAACACACGUCAUGCAAUGUCACAUAGUUUCACUCAAUCAAAAUACAUAAAGUGUGUAUACACUUCUACUGUUUAUGAGAAUGCUAUAUUGUCAUGGCGUCCUAAAAUACAGUUAUGCAAUAAAAUGCAUGAAAAUCCUAGGGACUGACUUUAUUCAAGUCAAUUAUCUAUUUAUUUAAAAUGUAAUUAUACGAGAUAUAGGGCAGUAUUUAAUUGAUGAAUCGCUUGUUAAUUAUCAAGUGCCGUCUCCAAUCCUUUAUAAUGUUAUAGUUAAUGAUUUAGUUGCAGCAAUAUUUCAUAUACGAAGUUAACGAAUCAAGUACUUUUGGUAUGUAAUAUCUUGCUUUAC